Pocillopora verrucosa is the source of this 2038-nucleotide messenger RNA. The record is from RefSeq and is a predicted model, not a curated record. Lineage: Eukaryota; Metazoa; Cnidaria; Anthozoa; Scleractinia; Pocilloporidae.
AUGUUCUAUGAUAUCUUCACAGGGGGUUUUUAUCAGGAUGAAAUGGGACAAGAUGAUUGCAAAAGAUGCAGCAUUGGUACAUUUGUUUCUGAACAGCGAAGUCCUGGGACUACAGCUGCCGACUGCGUGGCAUGUCCAUACGGUACGCUUUCUGACGAGACUGCCGAACACCGUGCAUGCAGAUGCCUACGCAACUUCUAUCGGUUGGAUCGCUUUGGCCCGUGCACAGCAUGUCCGCCAAACGGUUUUGUUUGUGAGAAAGAUACAGCAAUACUUGCUCCUAACUACUUCUGGAAAUGGACAGACCAUUCUAAAAAAGAACAUUUCAAGGGUUUUGUUAACAAUAUUCAUUCUUUUGGACCACACUACGACAAGUCAUAUUCCACGUUCGAUGCUUCACUUCCGAAGCCACUCAAAUGUCCCCAUGCAAAGUCCUGCAAGGGUGGAAUUGAUUCAGAUUGCCAUCAAGGAUAUCAAGGGAAUUUGUGUGCAACCUGCUCUGAAAGCUUCUAUUUUCGCUUCAACUCUUGUUUGAAAUGUCCCCGGUUAGCUGUAACAAUAUCUUCAUCCAUCUUGGUAAUUGUUCUUUUUGUUGCUGUGUUUCUAAUGGUUCUUUGGGGUGACUCCAAACGUGCAGACAAUAACCGGACAGUUGCAGAUGUCGUCAUGUCGUGCUUUAAGAUUGUGAUUGGUUUUUAUCAAGUCAUUGCCGGUAUUUUCUCGGCAUUGGCUAAAGUUCAAUGGCCAGUCGUUUUGAUCUCAACGGAGAAGGUUCUAAAAGUGUUUGAAGGGAACAUCUUGCAGUUUGCCCCUCUUAGUUGCAUUCAUACUUCUCUACGGCUUGAUGAGCUUGGAAAGUUCACGAUGAUUGUUGUCAUGAAUGUCUUACUCAUUGGCUUGAUUUUCUUAUAUUUAUUUCUUAAAAAACGCUACAUCAUGAAUAAGAAGGACCUUGGUGAAGACCGGAAAGUAACGAAAGUUAAGAGUUUGAAAAAAUCUUGCUAUCGGAACAUUUUCCUAUUAUUGUUGACGACCUACCCCACGACGAGCAAAUCGAUAAUUCAGAUUCUACCUCUUCCCGGUGCUUGUAUAGAAACAUGUUUCACAGACAAAAAGAACGACUGUAUCUCCCUACUGAGAGCUGAUUACUCCAUCAAGUGUUUCACUCAUCGCCACAGGUUGUUUUGGCUCAUGGCUUCUAUUUUGGCAUUAUAUCCCGUGGGAUUUCCACUUCUGGUUCUGUUUCUCACCUACAAAUAUCGUGAAUCCCAGGAAUACGAAGCCAUUUCUUUCGGACUCAGAGUGUUCUUUGAAAACUACAAGAAUGAAUUUUGGUUCUGGGAAAUCACAGAGAUGUAUCGCAAGCUCAUUUUAACCUCAUUGAUUUUUCUUUUUGGAUCAAAGAGCCUUUCUCAAAUCGGUCUCACAGUUCUGACAGUCAGCGUCUUUGGAGUGGUCUACACCUUAUUCCGACCAAUCAAGGACAAGUUUGAAGAUUGCUUACAAACAUUUGUUCUUUGGAUAAUUUUCUUUGACGUUUGUCUUGGUGCAGUUUACACAAACUGGGAUGAGAGUCAAGGAGAAGGCAAGAACGAUUCCACCUUUGUAAAUGUCGUGUUCGUGGUCCUUAACGCCUCUGUAUUGUUGCUUGCCAUUGGAAACGGAAUUCUACAUGUGAAGUCAAUUUGGCAGUACGUUACCUUCAACCCGAUCCGAUGUUUCAGCUUCCUUCGUCAGGGAGUAUCACGUCUCAAGAAUAGAGUGGUCACAAGAACAGGAACACCCGAGGAACGUUCACACUUGAUUGAAGAAAGCAACUGAAGAACUUCCCCGAAAUAUUUGUCUUAGAACUUUUUGACUAUGCCUCAUGAAUAUCUUGCUCUAGGUGGCUUAAACGCCUAGAGCUUUCGUUGAAAUCUCUCUGGCUGUUGUGAGACUUCUGGGUGACAUUUCAUUGCAACUAAAGGCACUAGCGACUCCCGCAAAGGCUGUGUUCUUCAAAAUGUAAUGCAUAAUGUUUUUGAUCUCAGAUUUUAAG